AUGGAUUUUGACAUUAUUGUAGAGGAGUUCUUGUGGCAAGCCCAUGUGAACGGCUGUUUUGCCUACGCGGACUGCUGUGGCGGCCCCGACGUUAUCCUUAGAGAGAUGCAAGGCCAUUCUCUCUCGGCCAUGCCAAUACUUUGCAUUCGAUGGAACACGACAAGCCCUGCCCAUCGACAGGUGCUUGGAUACUAUCGUUACAGUGAUGACCAAAUCAGAGCUGUCCUAGAUAAAUUCCUGUGUCUGACGAUGCCGUGUCCGGUGGAGUUGCUUUUCCUCAUAGUCCAAAUCACGCGAUUGUGCGUCAAGGUCGCCGCGAAGCCCAGGUCCCCAAUUGGAGCCACGGCCAGAACAAAAACCAUGUUUAGUAAGGCGGACGACUUUGCUUUGGAUAUCUGGGUCGAGGAGUCUUCGCUCUCCAACAAGAAUUACGCGAGGUACUAA
This is a messenger RNA of Akanthomyces muscarius, 444 nucleotides long. RefSeq lists its product as uncharacterized. The record is from RefSeq and is a predicted model, not a curated record. Lineage: Eukaryota; Fungi; Ascomycota; Sordariomycetes; Hypocreales; Cordycipitaceae. The transcript has 2 exons. The coding region runs from base 1 to 444 and encodes 147 amino acids.